AUGUACAAGCACAGCGUAGUUCUAUUGCUUCUCGGCGUUGUUGCCGCUGUACGGGCCGCAUCACUGUCUGCUCCAGCUGAAGACCAAUGGAUGCUAGUUCCAGACGGCAACGGUCGGUUGCAUCUGGUGAACCUCAACCCGUACAACGUCGAUGAGACCGUACCAGAGCCGUACUUCACCGCGGCUACUGACACGAUCUUCCGGUUGUACACACGUGCCAAUCGAAACACCCCACAGGUCGUGCAGCUGAACGAUGCCGGCUCUCUGAGUGCAUCGAACUUCAACACGGCUCACCCGACCCGAUUCGUCAUCCACGGCUGGAAUAACGACGGUUUCUCGGAGGUGAACAUGAUCCUGAAGGAUGCCUGGCUGGACCGGGGUGACUUCAACGUCAUCACCGUCGACUGGGGAGUAGGAGCGCAGACGAUCAACUAUCCUUUCGCUCGGGCUCGCGUUGGUGCCGUCGGCAACGUGGUGUCCACGUUCAUCAACUUCCUGCAGGCUAACACGGGCAUCAGCUUCGCCAGCAUCAGCAUCGCAGGACACAGUCUGGGUGCGCAUGCCGCCGGUAACGCCGGUUUCUUCCAGUUCGGUCGUCUAAACACGAUCUUUGGCAUGGACCCGGCUUUGCCGUUGUUUUCGCUCGACAGUACCGAUCGUUUGACGCUGAAUGAUGCUCAGUACGUCGAGUCCAUCCACACGAACGCCGGUUUGCUCGGAUUCGAUCUGCCCCUAGGACAAGCUUCUUUCUACCCGAACGGAGGCCGCACACAACCCGGUUGCGGUGUUGACAUCACGGGUGCCUGCGCACAUGGACGCGCCUACGAGUUCCUGGCCGAGUCGAUCGUGUCUGGAGGAUUCACCUCAGUGCGUUGCGGCUCCUACGACGAGAUCCUCACCGGAAACUGCGCCGUUCAGGGUCCGAGCCGACCGAUGGGCGGUGAACCGUCCAACUUUGGCACUGGCACCGAGGGGGCUUUCACGCUCACCACCCGUGCCGCUGCUCCUUUCUCGCUGGGAUAG
Molecule: messenger RNA, 1023 nt
Organism: Anopheles nili
Lineage: Eukaryota; Metazoa; Arthropoda; Insecta; Diptera; Culicidae
Product: pancreatic triacylglycerol lipase-like
Exons: 2
Coding region: 1-1023 (340 amino acids)
Biological process (GO): lipid metabolic process
Molecular function (GO): lipase activity
Source: RefSeq, a predicted model, not a curated record